GCUUCUGGGCCGAUCGAACACCAGUUCAUGAAGCAGCCAGGCGGGGAGAAAUCCUGCAGCUGCAGCAGCUGAUAGAGAGCGGAGCCUGUGUCAAUGCGGUCACCUAUGACUCUAUCACCCCACUGCACGAGGCCAGCCUGCGAGGGCAAACGCAGUGUGUCAAGCUCCUGCUGGCUGCAGGGGCCCAGGUGGAUGCCAGGAAUAUCGAUGGCAGCACUCCGCUCUGUGAUGCCUGUGCCUCGGGUAGCAUAGAGUGUGUGAAAGUGCUGCUGUCCCAUGGCGCCAAGGUGAACCCUCCCCUUUACACAGCGUCUCCUCUCCAUGAAGCCUGCAUGAACGGUAGCUCAGAGUGCGUGCAACUCCUCAUUGACGUCGGUGCAAACUUGGAAGCUCACGACUGCCAUUUCGGGACGCCCCUACACGUGGCCUGUGCCAGGGAGCAUCUGGACUGUGCAAAGUUGCUGCUGAAGGCAGGGGCAAAUGUGAAUGCUGCUAAACUUCAUGAGACAGCCCUCCACCAUGCAGCAAAAGUGAAAAACGUAGAUCUGGUGGAGAUGCUGAUUGAAUUUGGAGGAAACAUUUACGCAAGGGACAACCGAGGAAAGAAGCCAUCGGAUUACACCUGGAGCAGCAGUCCCACAGCAAAGUGCUUUGAGUACUAUGAAAAAACGCCUCUGAGCUUGUCACAGCUUUGCAGAGUUACGGUGAGGAAAGCCGCUGGGCAGCGAGCACUGGAGAAGAUUGCCAAGCUAAAUAUUCCUCCGCGAUUAAUCCAAUACCUGUCCUACAACUGACAGGGGCGAAGGUGGCCAGGAAGGACGAUAUCUUUGGCUCCUGCA
This is a messenger RNA of Pelecanus crispus (Dalmatian pelican), 839 nucleotides long. NCBI's taxonomy places the organism in Eukaryota, Metazoa, Chordata, Aves, Pelecaniformes, Pelecanidae. The record is from RefSeq and is a predicted model, not a curated record.